AUGGCGGAAGAACUGGAGGAGGUACCUUGUACCUUUCAGGACUGCAGACUUAGCUUCAAAUCUGUCAGCGAGAUGCAACACCACAAGGCCAAUGCGGAUAGACAUUCUUACUGCAUGAAAUGUGACCUCGACUUCCCGUCUCAGCAGACCCUCCAUCUGCACAAGAUUAUGAGCGAUCGUCACUUUGCUUGCCCCGAAUGCUGUCUCGAGCUCCGCAGUGAGGCUGGUCUGGAAGUUCAUAUGAGAAAUAAUCACCACGAAGGUCGCGAGGUGGCUUGCAUGGGCUGUGGCUGGAAGUACAAGUCCGCCUCUGCAGUCAUCAAACAUAUCGAAGACAAGGAAUGCCCCGUUCUUUCCCUGCCAUACAGAGCUUGCGACGGCGCUAACUGUGACUUCCAUGGCACAACAAGCGUUCUGACCAUCGGCAGAGAUUCUCCUGGACCACAGUAUCCACCUUCUGAGACCUCCAGCGAGGACCAGGAUACCGAUGGUGGCGUUCUGCUGGAUCUCUCUACACCCCGUAUGGAAGGAAAGCGCCCUGUUCGCGAUAGCAGUGAGGCAAUCAUUUCUCGUAAUGACUGGCUCGAGCUAGGUGCUCCAAUGACUCUAGUCAAAGGAAAAGCAGCAGGCAGCACUACUGUAUCCCCUGGAGGCAUCUUCAUCGACGAUACCCACGAUGUCUCAAUGCGCCACGAUAGUCCUUUCCCGUCUCGUGGAGCUACUCACCAGUUGGGUGAGGCAGGGCCCUCUGGGUCUAAUCUAGCUACUCAAGAAGCAGCCCCUUCUGGCUAUGCUCGUCCCAUUCGAUGCCGAGCCACAGCUCAUCGCAAGAUUCAAGGCGUAGACCCUGAGAGCUUCUGGAGUGCCGAGAAAGGUCGCUACUACUGCAACUGCGGUUCAUCUUUCUUGUUCGUGACCACUUUUGAGUAUCAUCUCACAAUGGAGGAUGAAACAAUCAACGAUUGCCCUCGAUGCUUCAAACGGUUCAGAACCCUCGCCGCGCUCGUCGCCCACAUGGAGGCUCGCUACUCCAAGUGUGCUUUCCGUGUGACCACUGGCCAAAUUGAACAGGAGCUCAGUGAAGUUACUCGUGGCUUUGCCCAUAUCCCGCGAAUGAUCGGCGAUGAAAUGGAGCCAGGCGAAAUCGCUUUCGAUGCGAGUAGCCAGCCUGAGCACAAUACUCCUGGGUCUUCGGAUGAAGAAGUCGCAUCUUUGAGUGAAGGUGACGUCUCCUCAAAUCCAGAGGCCGUAUCCUCGCAAGGAGAUGACGUAUCUUCGAAUGAAGAUGAUGUCUCUUCAGGCCCAGUGGCCGUCUCUCCCAAUGAAGAUGGUGUGUCUUCGAAUCCAGAGGCUGUUUCUUCGAACGGAGAUGACUUGUCUUUAAAUGCAGACAUUGUUUCUUCCAUCGCAGGGGUCGUGUCUCCCAUUGCAGCUGUCGUGUCUUCCAACACAGGGGUUGUAUCUCCCAUCGUGGCGGCCCUUUCCUCGAGCUUGGAGUCCCUAGUGGAUGAUUUGGAUGGACUUAUCUUUCCCAACACGCACGAUGAAGAUGAAGAGGAAGAACUUUGA
Molecule: messenger RNA, 1569 nt
Organism: Penicillium robsamsonii
Lineage: Eukaryota; Fungi; Ascomycota; Eurotiomycetes; Eurotiales; Aspergillaceae
Product: putative C2H2 finger domain protein
Exons: 3
Coding region: 1-1569 (522 amino acids)
Source: RefSeq, a predicted model, not a curated record